Patiria miniata (bat star) is the source of this 3321-nucleotide messenger RNA. RefSeq lists its product as uncharacterized. The record is from RefSeq and is a predicted model, not a curated record. The transcript is spliced from 2 exons. The coding region runs from base 1021 to 2574 and encodes 517 amino acids. NCBI's taxonomy places the organism in Eukaryota, Metazoa, Echinodermata, Asteroidea, Valvatida, Asterinidae.
UCGAGUAAGUGUCCUAUUAUAGUAGCGUAUACAAUAGUACAUGUACAUGAAUGAUACAAGGUUUUGUUUUUCUUACAAUAACGCAUUUCUGUUUUCUUUUAACCCAGAUAUAUCUCACGUUGCAAUAUGAGUCAUCAGAGUGCCAUGAGGCCCUACCCAACAAGCACACCUACCAGUCAGCAGUUCCUUCAAUGCUUGCAGGAGGAGUGGGACAUUGAUCAAGAUGAAGAUCAGCUUAUGAUUGUUGACGUUCCUCCUGAGCCGUCAGUCGCGGUGGCACAGCAAGGAUUGCAGGGCGGACGAGGGAGACAAGGACAUGACGAAAAGGCAGUAAAAGGUAGACAGUACUCAUGCGUGUCGUGUGAUAAGGUCUUCCGUCAACUGACCAACCUGAUCCGACACUGCAAGCUUGACAAUAUCGACACGAGUGUGAACAAGAAAGCAGUGACCUGUCCGGUUUGCAGCAAAGUGUUCUCUCGUCCCGACAAUUUGAAACGGCAUCGCAAGAACCACACCGCAGAUCAGCUGCCGUCUAUCAGCCAUCAAAUCUCGGAUCAAGAGAAAGUGGAGUCAACCAUUGCUAAGACCGGAACUGACUGUAACCCUCCCCAAAACCCUAGCAGUACAAUAUCAACCUGUCCAGCGUGUGGAGUUGUUUUCCAGAGGGUGAGCCAUAUGUUACGGCAUCUACAAAACGACCACGGUGGAGUGUCAGCAUCUUAUCCAACACCGUUCGAGCAAACCCCCGAACCCUACCAAUCUGAGAAUGUAGAGGGAGAUCCCGAGAUGAUGGAGGCUGUUUCCGAUGUCCAUACCACCCCAUCCCCCACUGAUGUACCACCAACGUCACCGCAGACACCACUGCAGACACCGCAGACAUCACAAGCACCACACGGGCACAUCUGCCCGCUGUGUGACAAGUCUUUCAGUCGGCACGACAACCUGAAGAAACACAUCAAAACGUACCACGAAGGCAGUACAACUCCACCGUCAAUACCCGAAGAAACCUAAUCACACGUGAUGUCCCGUCCUCAUUCACCUGAAACUGUUUCCGAAGAUCCUCGCGAGUUUCCAGCUGGUGAUUACGGCCAAGAAAAUCGGCAAGAUGCUGAUGAUAUUCUUAAAGCUCUCCGUCGACAUUGGUUGCCCAUUCACACGCAUUACACGACAGGACGCCGCAUUCAAGAUGUAUACAAUUUUCGACUGGCUGGAAACUCCACCAUAGACGUCGAUAUGGCUCUGAGAAUGAUAUUUCAGCGCCUUCGAUGCCGAGUGAAGAUUAACCUUUCUUCUGGGUUUAUCCUCCGUCAUUCGGAGACGGGUCAGCUGAGGUACUUUCACGCCAGUCAAAACAAUGCGAGGCUGUUCCCCACCCCCGAGACUAUUGCAACGGAGCAAGACAUGGAUCGUGUGAGAGAGAGAGUCCGAGAGACUGAUGUACUACAGUACGGCAUCCUGCGUCGACCCGACACAAAGUGGACCGUUGCAGCAACCACCAACGUGAUGGUCUACGUCAACAAAAUGCCGCAGUUUCCCAUCGGCUCACCCGUAGAGAAACUUCCGCCAUACGUCGUUAACAAUCUGGGUCUGACAAACUUACUCCGAAACACAAACACCGGAAACACGUUUGAUGACAAUUUUUGUUUCUUUCGUUGCCUGGCCGUGCAUAGGGGAACCAAUUCACACUCGACUGAAAAAGCAGUACAUCAUCUGGUCGAAACAUACCGCCAGGCUGCGGGCAAAGAUCGGGUAGACGGAAUAACGCUAGAUGAGCUGGCCAUUGCCGAGGUGGUGUUCGAGGUGAAUGUGCAAGUAUACACACUGCUGCCGGCAGAGGUUGAUGACGAAGAUGGUGACGAGAACGAGGCUGAUGAGAUGACAGGGGAGGAACAAUGUCCGAACAAAGCUACGAUACAGGUGGAACUGAUAAGGCGUUCUCACCGCCGCUAUCCCGAUACUCUGUACCUCAACCUGUGGGGAAACCACUUUUCCAAUAUUUCCGAUCUGAAUAAGUACAGCCGAUCCUACGCCUGCUCCAAGUGCUACACCGUGUCUACCAGGUCUACCGAUCUCCUACGUCACGAACUCACUUGUGACGUCAACAUCAAACAUAAAUUCAGUGGGGGUUCUUACCAACUGCCUUUUACAAUCUUUGACAAGUUAUCCGAAGUCGGCAUAGAUGUAGAGGAGGACAUGAAAUAUUACCCCUUCAGGGCCACGUUCGAUUACGAAUGCUACUUCCAGUCCGUAUCUCCUUCAAUGCGCCAGCGAGACGGAAAACUGCGAUGGGAAGCACGCCACGAGUUACUGAGUGUCAGCAUCGCCAGUAAUAUUCCAGACUACGAGGCACCACGGUGUUUUGUCAGUAACGGCAACCCGCGUGAACUGGUAUCAGACAUGGUCGACUACUUACAUACCAUCAGUCUGGCUGCGUACGAGAUACUUCUGGAGAAAUAUGAAGUCAUUUUCGAGCAGUUGGAUGAGAUGAUUAGGGCGAUGAGAAGCGAGACGAUUAAUGAGGCGAUGGAGAGCGAGUCAACGCCGCAGAGCAAACUGCACAAGCACAUCAACUAACUAAGGGAGCAGUUAGACGAAUAUCUUCACGAGGUACCGGUACUGGGCUUCAACUCUGGGAAGUACGAUAUCAACGUCAUCAAGCGUUAUCUGUACCCGGUGCUUCAAGAAACAGAUCCUCUAAAAUUGAUCAUCAAAAGAACCAGCACGUACAUGGCCCUCAAAACCGAAAAGUUGAAGUUUCUCGACAUUACGAAUUAUCUUGCUCCCGGAUACAGCUACGCGAAAUUCUUAAAGGCGUACGACUGCCCACAGACCAAAGGCUUUUUCCCGUACGAGUGGGUAGAUGAUCUGCAAAAACUUGUAAUCGAGACACUUCCACCCCAUCAGGCCUUCUACAGCAAGUUAAAGGGAUGCAACAUAUCCGAGGAGGAAUACCAGUACUGCCAGAUCGUGUGGAAGGAGCACGGUAUGUCCAAUGUACGAGACUUUCUCGUUUGGUACAAUAAUCUUGACGUGGUUUCCUUUCUCGAUGCGGUAGACAAGAUGUUUGCAUUCUACAGAGAGCGGCAGAUGGACAUGUUUAAAUGCGCCAUCUCGGUCCCGGGCCUGUCACUGCACUACCUAUUCCUUACGUUCAGCCUCAUCGAUGAAGCGAGCAAAGAGCUCUACUACAAACUCAAAGACAACAUCGUAGGGGGUCCGUCUCUCGUCUUUCACCGAUACCACGAGAAAGGGAAAACGUUCAUCCGGGAAGGCACCAAAAUGUGUCAAAACAUCGUAGGAUUUGAUGCCAACGCCCUCUAC